AUGAAGUCCCGCUUCCCUGAUGACUGGGUGGCGCGGCCUGCUCUCCUGCCCGUCUCCUCCCUUGCUGCAGGACCUCUCCUGCUGGGCUUCGGCUUUUGCUCGUGCCACGCUAGUGCCAAAAGCAAGCUUACCCGCCCAAGCCCCGCUUGCGGGUUUCCUAAAAGCCCUUCCAACACACCCGCACGCACGAUGGUAUUCACGGGUGCCUACCUAGCGGCUGUUGACUUGGUGAACUUUGUCUUCAUCCUCUUCCCCAUCUGUGGCUGCAGACUGAAGUCUCACGUGGGUCGGGGCUCCCGGGAGAGGAAGAGGGGGCGGCGGCUCAGGGCCAGUGUAUUUGCCCUGGCCCUGCCGCUGAGCCUGGGGCCAGGCUGGGCGCUCUGGGCCGCCGUCCCAAAGGCUUCAGGCCCCAUCCGAGGGCCCCAGCGGAGGCUGCUGGAAAGCCUGCUGCAGGACAAUACUGAGAUCCUCGGCUACCUGUUGGGUGGCAUCGCCGCCUUUGGCUCCUGGGCUUCCCGGAUCCCCCCGCUCUCCAGAAUCUGCCAGGGUAAGGCGUUUCCCUCCAUCCACCUGUGGACCCGGCUCCUGUCGGCUCUGGCUGGCCUCCUCUAUGCCUCGGCCAUUGUGGCCCAUGACCGGCGGCCUGAGUACCUGCUUCGGGCCACGCCCUGGUUCCUGACCUCCCUGGGCCGAGCUGCACUGGACCUCUCUAUCAUAUUCCUCUCCUGGGUGAUGAAGAGCAAGAUGAGACGGGCCUUGGGAUUUGCCCCUGAAGCCGGAGAGAGCCCUGACACCCAAGCCCUCUUGACCUGCGUGGAGAAAGAGGAAGAAAGCCAGGAGAAUUCAGAUUGGGUGCCUCUCACUACACUACCACCCUGCAAAUCACUCAGGACAAUGGCAGCCAUCAGUCGCUACUUGGAGCUGACCAUCGAGCCCGUGCAGCAGGUAAGUGGUGGUGGGCUACAGCCAAGGGUCCAGAAGGGUGGGAAGUAGUCAUGGAAGGCUUCCUGGA
This is a messenger RNA of Leptonychotes weddellii (Weddell seal), 1012 nucleotides long. NCBI's taxonomy places the organism in Eukaryota, Metazoa, Chordata, Mammalia, Carnivora, Phocidae. The record is from RefSeq and is a predicted model, not a curated record.